Messenger RNA from Metarhizium brunneum ARSEF 3297, 903 nucleotides. RefSeq lists its product as uncharacterized. The record is from RefSeq and is a predicted model, not a curated record. Lineage: Eukaryota; Fungi; Ascomycota; Sordariomycetes; Hypocreales; Clavicipitaceae.
AUGCGUUACUCAAUUGUCUUCGCUGCCGUGGCUGCCACCACCGUCUCCGGCCACGGUGUUAUCCGAUCCAUCGCCGGCGCCAAUGGUGUCAUCAUGCCCGGUCUCGGUGUUGCUGACGGCACCCCUCGCAACUGCGUCGUCAAUUCUUGCGGCGCUCAGGCUGACACUUGCAUCAUCCGUGACAACGAAAUCGCCUCGGGCAAGUAUGGUCCUCUCGGUUGGACCCAGGGCUCCGGUAAUGUCGACCCUAAUGCCGUCAUCGCCAACUUCAUGGGCAAGGGCAACGCGCCGCCCAGGAACAAGGGUGCUUCCGACUCGGUUGGCGUCGAGGACAAUCUCCAGGGCCUCUUGACCCCCAAGGAACGCCGCGACAACGAAAUGAAUAUGAUGGGCAAUCUCUUCCAGGGCAUUGCCAACCUUCCCAUCGUCGGUACUCUGGGCUUCGGCGGCUCCCGAAAGACCUACCCGACGGAAACUAUGAAUGCCGAUAUGCGCGGCCAGGGUGCGAAGUCUGGUCUUCCCACUGCUGAUGAGAAUGGCAUUGUCAACGUGGUUUACCGACAGAUCAACCAGGAUGGCGCUGGGCCCACGACUGCCGCCGUUGACUGCGAGUCUGGUGGCAAGGACCCCAAGAAAUUCAAGACCGCCAGAGUCGUCCGUGAUGUCCCAGGAUCCGGUAUCUCCGGCCUGUCCAUCGCUACCAACACCGACUACGCUAUGCAGGUCCAGAUUCCCCAGGAUUGCGCAUGCACAGGUGAGGCUGGCGGCGUGAAGAACGUCUGCAUUCUUCGUAUUCGCAACCAGGCUCUUGCCGGGCCUUUCGGUGGCGCUGUUGCUUUCACCCAGAGCAAGGCCAGCCACAAGCGUGCUCUCGAGUACCGUCUCCAGAAGCGCGACGAGUAA